AUGAAGUUUUGCACAGUGUCCUCUACAAAAAUCCCCAUUAGGAAAAGAAUGUGCCUUUUGCACCAGUUUACGAGCGUUUCAACUUCUUGUGAUACCCAAGUGAAGGACUCUUCUUCUGAUGAAAGCGCCACCCCAGAGACGAGUUACAGUGAACUGCAGCAAAGAAUGCAGAUGCAUGCGGCCUCAGGGAGCAUUGUUAAAGCUCUUGCGUCUUUGAAUUCAAUGAAAAAUGUGCCAGGAAAGCCAACUGUGUACGACUAUAAUUCGAUGAUUUAUUGUUAUUACAAGUCUGGGUAUGUUAACUUUAAUGAGUUGUUUGAUGUAUAUAUUGCAAUGAAAAGAUUUGGACCGAAUCCAAAUGCCUUGACUUUUAAUACGCUAUUGAACGGGUUAAUAUUGGUUGGCAGAUUGAAAGAUGGGAUUUAUAUUGCACAAGAAAUGAUUGAGAGUGGGUUUUUGCCUUCGUAUACUGUUCUAUCAAAAAUGUUUAAGAAAUUGUUGAAUCUAGGAAGUGUAGUGGAAUCUCUCACAGUUCUGGAUAUUAUGUUGAGUCUGGAUUAUAUUCCUAGCGAACAUGAUAUUAAUGGCUUGAUUCAUGGUCUUUGUAAAGUCAAAUUGAUUCAACAAGCAUAUGUUGUGUUAUUGGCACUUUUGGGGAAGGGAUGCUUUUGCAGUGCACAUUUAUAUAAUCCCAUAUUGUGGGCUUUGUGUAAGUUUGAGGACAAUAAUAGUGCCUUAGCAUUUUUUGGUUGGUUAAAAAAGAAGGGUUUUGUACAUAAUGUUUACUCGUAUACUGCACUUAUUUAUGGUUAUAGUAAGUACAGGUUGUGGGACGAAGCUUUUCAUUGUCUCCACGAAAUGGAAAAUGAAGGUUGUAAUCCAAGUGUGAUAACUUAUACUAUAGUUGUUAAGUUUCUCUGUGAUGUCGGAAAUGUUGACGAGGCACUUUGCCUUCUGAAAAAGAUGGAUGAGAAAGGAUGUGAUCCUGACUUGGUUACAUACAAUAUAAUCCUCCGUGAACUUUGCCAUCAAGGUAGGACUGUUGAAAUCAGUGAUCUGGUUCGAGUUAUUGAUCAAAGGGGUUUGUCACCAGAUAUGUAUACCCAUUCGGCUUUGGCUGGAGGCACGUUGAAAAGGGGAAAAACAGAAAUUGCAAAUAAGCUAUUGCUUCGUAUUAUUUAA
Messenger RNA from Fraxinus pennsylvanica, 1182 nucleotides. The record is from the annotation of a GenBank genome assembly. Lineage: Eukaryota; Viridiplantae; Streptophyta; Magnoliopsida; Lamiales; Oleaceae.